This is a messenger RNA of Debaryomyces hansenii CBS767, 864 nucleotides long. RefSeq lists its product as uncharacterized. Gene Ontology annotation, biological process: vesicle-mediated transport. NCBI's taxonomy places the organism in Eukaryota, Fungi, Ascomycota, Pichiomycetes, Serinales, Debaryomycetaceae. Bases 1 to 864 code for a protein of 287 amino acids. The record is from RefSeq and is a predicted model, not a curated record. Gene Ontology annotation, cellular component: membrane. The transcript is spliced from 2 exons.
AUGAGUAUAGGAUUUAUCACGUGUGAGAUCAUGAUCCAUACGACUUUGACGCUAAAUUCCUCUACGUUAUAUACGUAUGAAAACUUUCAAUUAGUCCAUCAGUUGAAUAAUUUGAACUGUUCUGAGAUAGUAAGUCAGGAAUUGGGGUUAAUCAAUGCUUCGAAAACACUUGUUGGGUCUAUUCCCAUUGCUGCUGGUUAUACAGUAAACUCCAAUUUGGCAUUGUACUUCAUGAAGAAGGUUUUAAUGAAUAGUGAUGGUAGUAAUGACUUAAUUACAAUAAUAAGUAUAGCGCAUGUGAACGUGAAUAAGACAUUGAUAUUAUCGGUGUUGAAAAAAAUUAUGGAUAAGUAUAUCGAGUUCAAGCGGGACAUCGAGAUUUCGGAUAAUAAUUCGACUCAUCAGAUCAAGACAAAACUAGGGGAGUUCAAACUCUACAUGAAUCAGAUUAUAAAGUAUGAAGAAAUGAAUUAUGAUUCUAACCAACAUGUGUAUAAUUACGGAGCCAUUAACAAUAGAGGCAGUGAUGACGAGUCAGACGGUAUAACUGGUGAAGAUGUAAUUAGUCCCAACCAAUUGCUUUUGGCCAACGAAGAAGCGGAUGAAGUCAGGCAGUUGAUGUUGGAUAAUAUAAAUAAAGUUAUGAAUAGGGGUGAUAAGAUAAAUUUGUUAGUCGACCAAACUGAUAGAUUAACUAGUUCGUCGCUGAUGUUCCAGAAACGGGCACAAUUAAUCAAAAGAAAAAUAUGGUUGAGUAAAUCUAAGUUUAUGAUUAUGAUAUUAGGUGGUGUAUCAUUCAUGAUAUACCUUCUAAUCGGGUCUCAUUGUGGUUUUCCUGGCUUCAGUCAAUGCUUGCAUCCUUAA